UUUGCACUCCACGCGGUAACAGGUGCGCGACGAGUUGCUGAGAGAGUGCGGUAAUUUCAAGCACGACGUACCACGGCUGUGAUAUGGAUACGAAUAUAGACUGAAACUGCGCUGUGUUGCCACCAUGGAGUUAGGGAGAGCAACAUUGCGCGGGAAUGGACUAAAUCUCCUUCUAAACGGUAUCCAUCCGCGACAUGGGUUGGUGUGGACAGACGGGAAGGCCAUCUACCUAGCACCUGUCCGACUGUAUGGCAACAACAUCGACAACGCCAAGUCUCUCAAGCUUGGAGAAUUUGACAAUGUGCAAAGCCUGCACUGGAGCGUUGACGUGGACAGUGACACCAGCUUCCUGUGUGCCAUCCACAAGCAGAACGUCACAGUGUGGAAAGUCACGGGGCUGGCUCCAAAACUAGGAUUCAAGCAAGUCCGCAAACUCAAUGUGCAGCCCAUUCCCCAAGGAUGUCUAUGGCACCCCAGGAAGGACAUCUUGUGUCUGCUGAGUCAGCAACAAUGCAGCUUCUACUUCCGACACACUCACAACAAGAGCAGCUAUGCCUUCCCUCAGUUGGAAAGUGGUAGAAUCACCUGCGGUACAUGGUCGGAGGAUGGACAGAGGCUGGUGCUGUGUGUGGGCACCGUGGUGCUGGUGUACAUAUGGCCAAACAUCGAGACUUCAAUAUCUGACUUCACCCCAGCAGCCUGGAAGGUUCCUGGCCUGGACGGCAGCAUCACCUCCAUCGUGUCCCUGUCCCAUGAUUCCCUUGUGUGUCGACCCAUGAGUGCGACCGAGUUGCCGCUAGAGUCACUGUGUAAACAGCGGGACAUGUUUGUUGUGCCAGAUGUGGUGAGCUCCAGUGAAGACCGUGCCAUAAAUGGAUCUGAUGAUGUCAUCGCCCCUAGAGGGAGCCAGGUGUCUGCCAAGGACAGCCUCCUGAAUCUGGAGAGAAACCCACAGAGCCUGGUGCAGGAUACGUCACAGUUGGUGGUGAUUCGACUCCACGACAAGUUGCAGGACCCUAGUGUCAUCAGUCGCACCAACGUCAGGGGCGUCCUUGUGCCAGAUGUGCUUACGCAUGAGCCCCGGACCAAUUCUGUCAUCGUUGGGGGCAACAACCAGAGUCUGUUGCAGAUCUUUACUUUCCUGGGUGAAGAGUUACACAAAGUCUCAGACAUUCAACUUGAGAAACACCAGCGGCCCAAGGGAUCCUGUAGACUGCCUCCCAUCUUCGCCCAGACAAGCUCGGGUGUCCUGGUGAUGGUAGGCCAGAGAGAUAUUUCAGAUUCAGCGUUUCCUUCGUCCACCAAUGAAGCAAGGUUUACUCUACUUAUCAGAUACUUCCCAAUCAAAUUAGACAAAUCUCACCUUCGUAACAGUUUCUCUGUGAUGCCCAGCAACUUGACGUCUGACACUAAACAACAAGAACAGAAGAUCAAGAGUCUGAGUGGUUCCAACCUUCCAAGCAGAACUCCCUCCAAGUCCAGAGUUACCUCCCCUUCAGUGGCUACUCAUGAUACAAGUAACAUCAAGAUCUCAGUUGCCCCUUCCUCUCGGUCUUCUAGAGAUGGAGGAGACACCAACAGACUUGUGCUGGACCUUAGUUCUAAUGGAAAGGCAGAAAAUCUUGAAACAGAAACAGUGCAAUUUUCAAGUCAGACUCCCAAAUUCCAGAAUUCUGAUGUGGAUAAGUUCUUUGAUUCUGUGGACAAUGGAAGGAAGGUGAAUGGUUGUAGAAAUGUGACAAUGAAUGCUGAGCGGGACUUGCCGAGUGAUCUGAGUCGUGUGAGGAGAGUGGAGCAGGACGAUGUCUGUGUAGUAGAGGACUCCAACAGUGUGCCCACACAAGACCAAGCUGGUUGUGACCAGUUGGCGCUGCUUGUCAACUCACAGAAAGAUCAGAUUGCUGCAUUACAGAAGAAAAUAGAUAUGUUAUCUCAAGCUGUAGAAAACACAUCGUGUAUAUUCCCAACCAAAUACCAGAGUCCCGAGCAACCAGAGAAGGUGAAGGUUAUCUAUGAGACAUCUGAUGGCCACACUCUGACCAGGUCAUUCCUGCUGGACUCAGGCCGACUGCAACUUGAUCCUGUCAAACAAGCGUUCGGUCUCGCCACAGUCGAACUUAUCAUGGAUGGUGACCCAUGUGUUCUUGGUGCUAACAUCGAUGGCUACAUCCCAAUGAAGUUCGGUGCUGGAUCCACUCUCAGCAUCACUGGAGUCCCAGCAUGCAUCUCUCCAUCCUCACCAAGGGACACAAACGGAGUGCUAGACAAGGAUCCAGUGUCAGGAGCCAGCAGGUGCUAGAUCCACCCUGUCUGCAAGUCAGGGGGAUUUGGGUAACCUUGGUGUAAGAAUUGGUCCUUGGUGUAAGAGAUGGGUACAGUGUUUCGUUCCCUGCCAUGAUAUUGUGUGAAUGAUGCUAUACUCUCUCUCUCCAACCUGUCUACAACUGAUGGUGGUUGAGUGACAUUGAGCGUCUUCACAAUGUUCUACGUGCAAUAGACAAGCAAUUAUCCAUUUACUUUGGCAAAUUUGAA
Molecule: messenger RNA, 2532 nt
Organism: Haliotis rubra (blacklip abalone)
Lineage: Eukaryota; Metazoa; Mollusca; Gastropoda; Lepetellida; Haliotidae
Product: WD repeat and coiled-coil-containing protein-like
Molecular function (GO): kinase binding
Source: RefSeq, a predicted model, not a curated record